GCGUAAACAUACAGAAGGGAUCAUGAAAUACCAGAGCCCGUCUAUUCGACCAGUCGAAAUAAAGUUGUAUUGGGAAAUGGGAAAAUAACCACGUAGAUGUCGUAGAAGCUUAUGAAUGAGGCCUAGGUUGUGGUUUUAAAAGCAGUAUAUGUUGUUUACGUUCAUUCGACUUACAAAUAGAGUCAUUAUGGCAUCAGAAAAACCACUGGCAGCAUUUGUUCUUGGUGCCCCUGGAGCAGGAAAGGGAACACAGUGUGCUAAGAUAGUUGAGGAGUUUGGUUAUGUUCAUCUGUCAGCUGGCGAUUUACUGAGAGCAGAGAAAAACAAAGAAGGCUCUGAGUAUGGUGAGCUCAUCCAAAGCCACAUCAAGAAUGGCUCCAUUGUACCUGUCGCCAUCACUAUUAGCUUGCUCGAAAGGGCGAUGGAUGAAAGCUCAGUGAAGAAGUUCUUAAUUGACGGAUUUCCACGGAAUGAAGAUAACUUGGCAGGUUGGACUGAGAGAAUGACAGAUAAAGUUGAUCUGAAGUUUGUUUUAUUUUUUGAGUGCUCAGAAGAGGAAUGUGUGAAUAGGUGUUUAAAACGAGGGGAAGAAGCUGCAAAGGGAGGCGCUAAGAGAACUGAUGACAAUGAAGAAAGUUUGAAAAAAAGGUUUCACACACACAUGACAUCAACUAUGCCAAUUAUUGAACACUAUGAUAAGCUGAAUCUAGUGCAGAGAGUCCAGGCAAACAGAACACCUGAUGAAGUGUUUGCUGAUGUCAAGAAACUUUUUACUGAAUGUCAUAUUUAGGAUUGGAUUCCUAUUUUUUAAAUGUGGACUAGCUUUUAUUGAAAAGUAAAAAAAGUCAAUACAGCUUGAUUUUAUAUACAGUUUGAUGUAUUCUGUAUGAAACAAUGUCGAACUAUGUAUUAAAAAGUAAAGAUGGUAAAUUAUUUCAAUUUUAUGAAGUUUGUGAUAAAGAUAAAGAAUGUAACUGCAUGUAUAAAUAAGUAUUCAGUUGUGUAUAUGUUGUAACAGCUUAGAGCAUCUGAGAAUAUAAAUAUAGUAACUUCAUUCUGUGCACUGAGAAUCAAUAACAGCUUGUAAACAUCUGCUGAAAACUAACUGAUUAAUAUUUACUUUUACGAUGACAAUACUCUGUAUAUAUUCUGUGUGCAGUGCUGAUAGAAAAGAUACCAUUGAUGUUGUGUUUGAUAUUCUUAGAAAUUAUUCAUAUGAUGGAGCCAAGCCAAAAUUAGUUGUUUAUUUGAUUGAUCAAAAUUUUGGGAGAUGUAGAUAAUCAUCCUGCCAAGGGGAUUAAGGGUUUGUGCAAAUCUUCACUUUACAGCAAACAUCCCCACCCCUCUCACACCCUCUUCUCAUAGGCCUAAUGCUCAUUUAUCAGUGAGAGAUGAUCUUCAUUCUAAAAAUGUUACUCUGUACAGUAUUUUAUACAUUGCAUUUCUUCAUGCAUUGUCUUUUUGAGAUUUAUCCCCAGGACUGGACCAGGGUCUUUCUCCCAGACUAAGUUGUUCGGUGGGGCCCUGGAGACUUUUUGAUGGGCUCUUAGAACAAAAAACCUUCUUUCCAAUCCUUGCUAUACUAUACAGGCCUGAAAAUGGUAAAACUAUUAUUUGAGUCAGAAGUGAUGCAUUUUGUUAGAUAUUAAACAUAAAUCUACUACAAUUUGUUUACAAUAAUUAACAAUAAUGUUGAUUUACAUAGUAUGUUUGUAAAAUUUAUUAACAUUGUUAUUUUGUGUAUAAUUCAUUAAUGAUGAAUCUCUGAGGGUGGGGGGGGGCAGCAGAUAGCUUUUAUUAAGGCCAAAUCAGACAGCGGUGUACAACGCAGGGCGACGAGAUUCCUCGUCUGGUAGUUUUAAGCCGUUGUGAAAAAUAUUAAAUAUGUUUAAUAUUCUAAAACGUGAUUUCCCCCGACGCAAAACAUUGUCUGCAUUUGCACACGAUGGUUUGCGUCCGGCUGCGUCAUACGACUCUGCCUGAGCUGGCCUUAACUUUGCACGUCAAUCAGUUGGACAUCAAUAGUUGUUUGUGAUGUCUGUCUGCUAUUUCAACUCCAUAUUUUAAUCUCCUUUGAUUAUGUGGUAUAUUUUCAAUGUAAGCAUGCACAAUUAACUUUAUUCUAACUUAUAUUCCAACUAUCUGUUGAUAACUUUUCUCCUUCUAAAAUUGUUUUUUGACACUAUUCAGUUAUUACUGCACUUAGGAUCUUGAUUAAAGACAUCAAAGAUGUUACCAUGAAGGCAGAGCCUAUGAUUGUAUUUAAAGAUAUAAUCUACUAUUUAUUUCUUAUGUACUAUCCAUACAGUAUAGCCACACUGCAUCUUGGCCUUUCUCUUUCAUUUCUUUAAGUUCAUCUGCUUAUUUUCAUGCACAAUUUUACUCAUAUUGGUGAGAAACAAUAAUGGUUAUGUGAUUCUUAUAAAAAAUGAAUGUAUGUCACCCUAUAUUGCUUACACUAACCACCUUUACAAGUACAUACUAACUUUGGAUUUUAGGAUUAACAAUCUUAAGAUCAUUAUAUCAGACAAUUUAAGGGUCCCUAAUAGGGGAAUUAUUAGAACGGUAUUAAAUGUAUCAAGUACUGAAAGCUUUAUUAGUACAUCAUCCUCAUCAUGAAAUACGUAAUUUAAGGAAUUUAUCUUGAAGGCCAAAAGAAUUUGUUUUGUAUGUUUUAAUUUUCAUGUGAUUGACAAAUUAGAUACAAUUUAUACAUUUAAUGUUAUUGUUUAUUGGCUCAAUAAAGACAGUGUGGUAUAUUUUUAAAAAAAUGUUAUGUUGUUACAAUGUGUUAAAUGUAUUUUUUUUUGUAUAU
Molecule: messenger RNA, 2815 nt
Organism: Anneissia japonica
Lineage: Eukaryota; Metazoa; Echinodermata; Crinoidea; Comatulida; Comatulidae
Product: UMP-CMP kinase-like
Exons: 8
Coding region: 149-790 (213 amino acids)
Biological process (GO): 'de novo' pyrimidine nucleobase biosynthetic process; UDP biosynthetic process; CDP biosynthetic process
Cellular component (GO): nucleus; cytoplasm
Molecular function (GO): UMP kinase activity; ATP binding
Source: RefSeq, a predicted model, not a curated record